CUUCUUGUACUUAACAGGAACAUUUUCUGUUUGAAUAUGGCAACCUCACAGGAUAGCAUCACAAUAGAUGCUAUGAAUAAGUUCAUAGUUUCCUUUGAUGACAGUAUACCUGCACAGCUGUGCAGUGACAUUUACUCCCCUCAGCACUGGAGGACAUCAACCAGGCACGCUGCUUGUUGUAACAGUGAUUACGCGAAUAUGCCAAUAACAGAGGACACCACUGCUCAAAGGCCUCCUAGUCACACCAUAAACUCUGAAGAUGCUGAGAGGGAAAAUUCACACACAUGCAGCCUUGGAAGACAUUUGAAAUCCUAUCAAAACUACAACUAUCUAAAAGAGGCAUCAGGAAGGGUGAAAAGCAUCAAAAUGAAGAAGAGUGUGUCCUUUGAUGAAGAUGUCAUGGUCUACCUGUUUGAUCAGGAGAGUCCCACUUUGGAGCUGCACUCUGAGCCCUGCAUCUCUCAGUCAAACAGCUGUCCCUGCAACCUGCAAGGUGCCACAUCAGAAGACACUGGCUUGCAGUGGGAGGAUGACUUCUCAGCGUUGGAGAAUAGCUGCCAUUUUCAGUACCCCAGCAGAUGCUCUCAUACUUUUUCCAUGCCAACACAGGGCUGGACUGCACUGUCCAGGCCGGAGCAUUGCUCUCUGUCCCAAACCUGCCUGUUCCUCACCUAUGUCACUGAGUCAGACCUUGAGCUGUGAGAUAAAGGAAUUACUGAAGCUGUGAGAUCUACGUCAAAGGGGGGAGCAACAGGAUGAAGUCUAAAGGAAAGGCUGUGAAAUCCUCCAGGAUGUCCUGGUCUGACCCGGAGCCAGAAGUUGAACCAGAUACCGAACCAGGCUCCAGUGAGCAUGAGGGUUCAGAGGCCUCGGUCCGGAUCGGUGGCUCCUGGAGGGGCUCACUGAGGAGCGGGAACGGGAGGCGGCAAGGGGGAGCGGGCGGUGGAGGCCGACGGCGCAGACAGCACGGCUCUGGCACCAAAGAGCGCAGCAUCCGACGGCUGGAAAGCAACGAGCGGGAGCGCCAGCGCAUGCACAAUCUCAACAAUGCCUUUCAAGCGCUGCGCGAGGCCAUUCCGCACGUGAAGACAGACAAGAAGCUGUCCAAGAUCGAGACUCUGACCCUGGCUAAGAACUACAUCAAAGCUUUGACCACCAUCAUCUUGGACAUGUCGGGGGCCUGCCUGCCUGCUGGAGGGGUUCCCUCAGAGGCCAGCGCUGCCAAGCUGCUCCAGUGUUACCAACAGCACCUGGAGCAGGAGGGGGAGGACGGUCUCACCCAGUACCUCACCCACAUGCAGAGCUUUAGCCAAGACAGCUAACAGUGAGACUCUAAGGUGGCUGAGCAAUCCUGAGGAGCCACCGGGAGAAACAUGUGGAUGAUGCUGGAUCUGUUCCAUGAUGUUUCCUGUAGGAAAGAAGUGUGCUGACCUGAGACAACAAACCUGCGCUUGAACAUUAGUGAAAGUUGGGCUGGUUAGUGAUUGCGGCUCAUUCAUGCAGCAGACAUAAGGACUGCAAUGAAAACAAAGUGGACCAUGGUUGUUUUAAGGUACACUCAGAAAAGAGUGGCUCAUCUUUUGCAAACUUUUUUUUUUAUUUCUCUUGUGCUAUGGUUUAAACAGGGGAAGGCCCUUGUUCUCUUUUGUCUUAUCUUGUGUGUUUUCUGUUGGGAAACCUGCUGAGUGUAGCCAGUCAUAACUUUUACACUAAAAGAGAGAGAAGGAAAAGCAGAAGGCCUAAAUAUUGAAAUGUUGUCAUUCAUGAUGAUAAUUUACUAUUAAAUAUUAGAUCCUUCUGCAACCCAUGCUAAGGUAUUAGAAGAAGAUAAAUUUGGUAGUGUUAUCA
Melanotaenia boesemani (Boeseman's rainbowfish) is the source of this 1848-nucleotide messenger RNA. RefSeq names its product basic helix-loop-helix family, member a15 (gene bhlha15). NCBI's taxonomy places the organism in Eukaryota, Metazoa, Chordata, Actinopteri, Atheriniformes, Melanotaeniidae. Gene Ontology annotation, molecular function: protein dimerization activity. The record is from RefSeq and is a predicted model, not a curated record. Bases 756 to 1322 code for a protein of 188 amino acids. The transcript is spliced from 4 exons.